AUGCCGCCAUUUUACAAGAUUGCCGUUAUACAACUCUAUGUCAAACCCCUCAAGCCCGAGGACAACUUUGUCCGCGCCGUGAACUUCAUUCGUGAGGCUGCGGCGCAAGGCUGUCAGUUGGCUGUCCUGCCUGAAUUCCAUUUGACAAAUUGGAUUCCGACCGACCCACGUUUUGCUUCCAUAUGUGAGGGCUGGGAGGUCUAUCUGCAUCGAUAUCAGACUGUUGCUAGAGAAUGUAACAUCUGCAUCGUUCCUGGGUCUAUCGUUCGACCUAUUUCACCAUCUUCAGCCGAUACCACGGUGUUCAACAAGUUCGACCAGAAGCCCCCGACACCCGUGUUAGAAAACGCAACUUUUUUCAUUUCCAACACGGGGGAGAUCCUAGGUUCUUAUGUAAAAAAGAAUCUAUGGGGUCCAACCGAACGAGCCUAUCUUCGAUCUUCUGGCAAUAGCCCCCAUUGUGUCAUACAAACCCCCCUAGGUCCCGUAGGUCUGCUUGUCUGCUGGGACUUAGCUUUCCCUGAGGCAUGGCGGGAGCUGACGUCUAACGGUGCCAAAAUCAUCAUCAUACCCACUAUGUGGACACCAAAUGGUGCUUCGGAGGCUGGCCGUCGUCAAAAUCCUUCCGCCCCGUCCCUCUUCUUGGAUAGUAUUCUGACAGCACGCGCCUUCGAAAAUACUUGUGCGGUGGUGUUUGCCAAUGCUGGCGGACCGCCUGGAAGAAACUAUUGCGGCCUAUCCCAAAUCACCAUUCCGUAUGCUGGUCCCCUGGUCCGUCUCGGGACUUCAACCGAAGGAAUGGCAGUAGCCACCCUGGAUAUGGGAGUCCUGGAGGAGGCCGAAGAGAAUUACGGAAUCCGGGCAGAUAUGGCUGACACUGCUUGGUCGUAUAAGCAUACACAAAGGGCUGCAGCAAAAUAUCUUGUUGAAGGAAAGUUGUAG
Molecule: messenger RNA, 942 nt
Organism: Penicillium verhagenii
Lineage: Eukaryota; Fungi; Ascomycota; Eurotiomycetes; Eurotiales; Aspergillaceae
Product: carbon-nitrogen hydrolase family protein
Exons: 2
Coding region: 1-942 (313 amino acids)
Molecular function (GO): hydrolase activity, acting on carbon-nitrogen (but not peptide) bonds, in linear amides
Source: RefSeq, a predicted model, not a curated record